Molecule: messenger RNA, 1270 nt
Organism: Lactuca virosa
Lineage: Eukaryota; Viridiplantae; Streptophyta; Magnoliopsida; Asterales; Asteraceae
Source: the annotation of a GenBank genome assembly
CACACCUCUGCGGAAAUGAGGUGACAACACUCAAAGAUAUAAAGCGAUCUGCAGAGGUGUUCACAAGAUCAGAGACACCUCUGCGGAAUCUUAAAACCCCCAAAAAAAACUAUCUUUUAGUGCUGCCACAUCAUUUCCGCGGAGGUGUGUUAAGUUCCUCAGAGACAUUAAGCGAUCCGCAGAGCCCCCUCUGCAGAUCUGGUGGUCAUUUUACAAAACUCGAAAUUUUAUGGCUAAAUACUUAAAAGACAAAAUUGCAAAAAUGGUCCCUGUGGUAUGCAAAAUUUUGGGGUUUUAGUCCAAACCAUGAGUUUUUUGGAUCCAUGGUCCUUUUGGAGUGGUUUCUAUGUGGUUUUGGUCCCUGGACUUAACUCCCGUUAAGUUGGAUCUGUUAAGCCCCCUUACGUGCCUCACACGUGAGGGUAAUUUCGUCAUUUCAUAUGUUAGGGACCAUUUUUGCAUGAACGUUUUUUGGAUUAAUUCCUUUUUCCCCUCAUUUACUUUCCCCAACACUCGUCAACUCCCCAACUCCCUCAUUCUUGCUUCUGCUCCAUUGAACCUGCAAAAAACCCUCGUUGCUUAUCCAAACAAGAUAAUCGACACUACACAUACAAGGGCAUACGUUUAAUACGAAAUGGUGUUCGUAAUGUGGCAUAUCAGACCAAAACACGAAGUUGUUGAUGUAUCAACUGUAUAUGCUGGUGCACCCACAUGGUUUAGUAUUAAGCUUCAUCACGGUGGGAAAUUUACUAAGUUACCUGAUAUAAAGUACAUUGGAGGUUACCCAGACCCACGGAAUCCUGAAUUCGCUGAUGAAUCCCCAGUUAUAUACUACCAUUUUAGGAUACCCAAUGAAAAUGAUGAUCAAGGGGCUGAAGUUGAGGGUCAAGUUCAUGCAGAUUCUCCAAUGAAAAAUGUGAACCAUGGUAAUGGUGAGCCUAUUGGUGAGUUCAUGUCUCUGAUUCUUUUUGGGAGUAAGAAUGAUAGUUUCUCACCAGAGUAUAGAAGGGGUAGGGUUGGGAGUUCCAAUAUAGGUGAAAGUUCUUGUAGCAAGAGGCUUAAUUUAGAUUAUAUUGAUGAGGGUGUUCACAUUUCAAAGGAAAAGAAUGAUGAUCAGGAUGGUUCAACUGAUGUUCAGGAGGCAGCAACUUGUGUUCAUAUUGAUGAGAUGGAUGGUGUUAGGGAGGCUGCAACUGUUGUUCAAGAGGCAUCAACUGUUGAUGAAGGAUGCUACAACACCCCCCUGUUAAUAAUGCUGAUGAACAAUUGA